AUGGGCAUGAGGAGCUCCAAGAUGAAACUGAAGACAGGCUCGUUUCUGUGGUGCCUCUACCUGGACAAGCUCUACUGCCUGCUGUCCGUGAGGAACGUGAGGGCCUUGGUGGAGUACUUCGGCCUCCUCGACCCACACCACCUCAGCACCAUGAACGAUAUGAUGUUCUACCACUUCCUUCAUCACGUGACUAACUGCAAUCGGAAACAGAUCACGAGUGUGUUCAACAUGCUGGACUGGGAGGCGGCGGGCGCGAUCAGUUUUGACCAGUUCUACAUGCUGGUGUGCAUACUACUGGCACACGAGAACCACUUGGAAGAGCAAUUUAUCUUCCGCCAUUCCCGGCCGGUCUUUGAGCUGCUGGACCUGGAUGGGGCGCUGAGAAUCGGGGCAGAGAGCUUCGAAAAGUACGACUUUCUCUUCAAUAUUAAAAAACACAACCUCCGAGAGUUCUACCAAGACUUUGACAUCACCGGUGACUGUCUCCUGAAUUACAAGGAAUUUAAGCUGUUUACGAUCUUCACCAUGGACAAAUACCAGGAGAAGCAGAAAGCAGAGAAUAAGAAGGAGGAACAGAAGGCUCUGCUUGAAAAAGAAUAUAAAAAAGGCAAAGACAAA
Messenger RNA from Myotis myotis, 618 nucleotides. It is a transcript of the gene EFCAB9, whose product is annotated as EF-hand calcium binding domain 9. Gene Ontology annotation, cellular component: sperm principal piece; cytoplasm. NCBI's taxonomy places the organism in Eukaryota, Metazoa, Chordata, Mammalia, Chiroptera, Vespertilionidae. The record is from RefSeq and is a predicted model, not a curated record. The transcript is spliced from 5 exons. The annotation marks the transcript as partial. Gene Ontology annotation, molecular function: calcium ion sensor activity. Gene Ontology annotation, biological process: sperm capacitation; flagellated sperm motility.